AUAAAGCAAUGAUUAACAGGUGUAAGAGCCAAUGAUGUGAAGUGUUAAACCUGCUACAAUGCCAUCUAUCAGAAACCCUAAAUUUCAUCUAAUUUAUUGUAUGAAGUCAAGAUAAAGAUGAUGACAAUCGUCAACUGUUUUCAUUCUUAUCCUGGGCGGAAUAUCUGACAAGAAUGAGUAUAUAUCGUUGAAGACAUGUUAAUUACUGCUUUGGUAUGCUAGACAGAGCAUGGUCUCUCCAUUCCCCCGCCUGAUCAUGAGUAUUUUCCGAUUGAGGGUUUAGUCUGCCAUAAAUUAAAGCUUUAACCGAGGUCAAAUCGAAGAUAGGUCCUUGUCUUUUCUACUCAUCUUAUUGAUUCAAUGCUAUCAUCUAAGUUCCUUGCUGGUGUUACAAGGAGGAAAUCUUUCAAUUGCCACAAAUAUAGUCCUACCUUUUUAAGCACUUUGAUGCUAAUAGCUUCUGAAAAGCAUAUGAGCAUGAGCACUGGUGUGGAUGCUUUUGAAACCAAUCACCCUGUAACAUCUAAAAGCCAAGUAUACGACAUUGCAGCUGGAAAAUACAGGAAAUUAGUGGAAUUUGGCUCAUCCAAAAGUCAAACACAUCAACCCCCUGUUGUUCGUACUCUAAAUCCACAUAUAUGCAUGUCAAGUUGUCAUUACAGCACCCAAUACACAGAUAGUAUCGCAACAAAUUCACAACAUAAGUUAUUAGGAAAUAUCCCAAAAUAUGUAAAGAUAGUGGAAGUUGGUCCAAGAGAUGGAUUGCAAAAUGAGAAAGAUAUCGUUCCUACUGCUGUGAAAGUUGAAUUGAUCAAAAUGUUGGUUAAUUCAGGAUUACAAGUUGUUGAAGCUACUAGUUUUGUCUCACCAAAAUGGGUCCCACAGUUGGCAGAUGCAAAAGAUGUAAUUAAAGGAAUUAAAGGAAUUAGCAAUGCUAGAUUCCCAGUUCUAACACCAAAUCUUAAGGGAUUAGAGGCUGCUCUUGCAGCUGGAGUAAAGGAAGUUGCUGUGUUUGCUGCAGCUUCUGAGUCGUUUUCAAGGUCAAACAUCAACUGUAGCAUUGAUGAAAGUCUUGCACGUUAUCGCGAUGUUGCUUCUGCUGCAAGAAAACUCUUCAUCCCUGUACGCGGAUAUAUAUCAUGUGUUGUUGGAUGUCCAAUGGAAGGAGAAGUGCAUCCAUCAAAAGUGGCAUAUGUUGCUGAAGAGCUUGUAAAAAUGGGGUGUGAUGAAAUUUCCCUUGGUGAUACCAUAGGUGUCGGGACUCCUGGUAGUGUUAUUCCUAUGAUCGAGGCUGUUAAAAAAGUUGUGCCUAUAGAGAAGCUUGCUGUGCAUUUUCAUGAUACAUACGGGCAAGCUCUUUCUAAUAUUCUUGUAUCACUCCAAAUGGGGAUUAGUGUGGUGGAUUCAUCUGUAUCGGGUCUUGGUGGUUGUCCAUAUGCAAAAGGUGCCACGGGUAAUGUGGCAACUGAGGAUGUUGUAUAUAUGCUUAAUGGGCUUGGUGUGAAGACAAAUGUGGACCUUAGAAAGCUUAUUUUGGCGGGAGAUUUUAUUAGGAAACAUUUGGGGAGACCCUCUGAGUCUAAAGCUGCAACUGCCUUGAAAAAAACUGUGUUUUGUGCAUCUAAAUUAUAAGAUACCCCCCUAAUAACAAUAUCGAAUUCAAAUUACAAGUGUGACAUGAUGAAGUAUAAUGGAAUGAGAAAUUGAACUAUACUUGUAAUAAUAGUUAUAUUGUAGAAUUUGGAAGUGUGGGGAAUUUGUUGGAACUUCUCGUGUAGUAAAAAUGUUGAAACUUCAAAGCAAAAAAGAUAUGAAAUGAUAUUGGCAUAAGUUUUAGAUU
This is a messenger RNA of Lactuca sativa (garden lettuce), 1840 nucleotides long. RefSeq lists its product as uncharacterized. Gene Ontology annotation, molecular function: hydroxymethylglutaryl-CoA lyase activity. Gene Ontology annotation, biological process: L-leucine catabolic process; ketone body biosynthetic process. The record is from RefSeq and is a predicted model, not a curated record. Lineage: Eukaryota; Viridiplantae; Streptophyta; Magnoliopsida; Asterales; Asteraceae.